Linum trigynum is the source of this 1065-nucleotide messenger RNA. The record is from the annotation of a GenBank genome assembly. NCBI's taxonomy places the organism in Eukaryota, Viridiplantae, Streptophyta, Magnoliopsida, Malpighiales, Linaceae.
CCUCUCAAUCUGAGUCUCUAGCGGGCGACUAACCUCCACCGGAGUAAACAGAUUGAGGCCUUAACAAACAAAACCUCCACUACCGGAGUGAAUCCGGUACAGAAUAGUGAGUUGGCUCCUCGACGAAAGUCACCAACUCCCUACCUUCAAUCAAGGAUGCUCUAUCAACCUAGGCAGAUAUUCUCAUUCUAGGUUAAAGCAGAAACAACAGGAAUUUGAUCAGGAUUCAAGUCAUUCAAUCAUUCAAACCUCAAUCGAAUAUAAUCAAAUCAUAGAAUCAGUACUUGGGUUCAUACAAUCAAAGCCUAACAUACAAAUCUAGGGUUCUACAUACCCAGAUGAAUGGGAGAACUACUCCAUGGAGAAAGAAGCAAAAGCAGAAUCAGACGCGGAAUUCAUACUGUGAAGGAUGGAUUCCUGCUCCUGGACGUUGAUCGGCACUUCUCCAAGCUCAAGCCAAGCUCCAAUGGUGAUGAAGAUCAAGCUAGGGCACUUGGAGACUCUUGUUCGUCGCUUUCUCUCUCUAGGAAUCGUUCUAUCUCUCUAAAACUCGAAUCCCCUUCUGUUUUGGCUGAAAUCUGCUUAAAAGGGCAUCAGUGGCCAAAGCACGUUCGAGGGCACGGCCGUGCUUUGCCUCAGCCCGCCCGUGCUUUGGCUAGGGUUAAUUACACGGCCAUUGUGUUGGGAGAAACACGGUCGUGCUUUUGGGAGGACACGGCCGUGCUUUGGUGGACACGGCCGUGCUUUCAGCCCGUGUUUGCAGCUUGAAUUUGCCAAACUCAAUUAGCUCUCGGCAGUAAAAGCACGGCCACAGAACACGGCCGUGUUCUGUUUUAGGUGUGCCCGUGUUUUGGCUCCAGCUCGACGAAAUGACUUCCGAAUGCCCCGAAACUCGUGCUUAGCCUUUCCUUUGACGCCUGGGACCUAAAAUAUGACAAAAUAGCACAACCCGGCGUAAAAUAGGCCAAAAAUACACGACUAUGCCCCUCAAACUGAUAAGAACUAGGGGCGCAAAUAUGUGCAAUUACAUCGUUAUCAAACUACCACUAAAAUUCCAAAAUUUAA